Messenger RNA from Symphalangus syndactylus (siamang), 2618 nucleotides. RefSeq names its product speckle type BTB/POZ protein (gene SPOP). Gene Ontology annotation, molecular function: protein binding. Lineage: Eukaryota; Metazoa; Chordata; Mammalia; Primates; Hylobatidae. The record is from RefSeq and is a predicted model, not a curated record.
CUGGCUGCGUCGACGUGCUGACGCCAUGACGCCCCGGCCGGUGUGUGUCGGUGUGUGUGUGUGUGUGUGAGUGUGCGCGCUCCGAGUGUGUGUGUAUUUGUGUAUCGGCGGUCCCGCAGGUCCCGGAUGUUGCGGACAGUAUGAGGCGAGCGCAGGGGGACGGGGACCAGCAGCUGUCGCCGCCGCUCUCAGAGAUUUCCUGUUAGACAAGACAAAUUAGAGUUCUCCUACUGACUUAACUUGAAUAAAUAUAUACUUGAUACUGGAUGAAAAACUCAGUUUUACCAGGACGGGGAUUAGAGGGUGAAGAGGGAACAGAAAUCUUUGCCCCCUGACUUUGGAAAUCUCGUUUAACCUUCAAACUGGCGAUGUCAAGGGUUCCAAGUCCUCCACCUCCGGCAGAAAUGUCGAGUGGCCCUGUAGCUGAGAGUUGGUGCUACACACAGAUUAAGGUAGUGAAAUUCUCCUACAUGUGGACCAUCAAUAACUUUAGCUUUUGCCGGGAGGAAAUGGGUGAAGUCAUUAAAAGUUCUACCUUUUCAUCAGGAGCGAAUGAUAAACUGAAAUGGUGUUUGCGAGUAAACCCGAAAGGGCUAGACGAAGAAAGCAAAGAUUACCUGUCACUUUACCUGUUACUGGUCAGCUGUCCAAAGAGUGAAGUUCGGGCAAAAUUCAAAUUCUCCAUCCUGAAUGCCAAGGGAGAAGAAACCAAAGCUAUGGAGAGUCAACGGGCAUAUAGGUUUGUGCAAGGCAAAGACUGGGGAUUCAAGAAAUUCAUCCGUAGAGAUUUUCUUUUGGAUGAGGCCAACGGGCUUCUCCCUGAUGACAAGCUUACCCUCUUCUGCGAGGUGAGUGUUGUGCAAGAUUCUGUCAACAUUUCUGGCCAGAAUACCAUGAACAUGGUAAAGGUUCCUGAGUGCCGAUUGGCAGAUGAAUUAGGAGGACUGUGGGAGAAUUCCCGGUUCACAGACUGCUGCUUGUGUGUUGCUGGCCAGGAAUUCCAGGCCCACAAAGCUAUCUUAGCAGCUCGUUCUCCGGUUUUUAGUGCCAUGUUUGAACAUGAAAUGGAGGAGAGCAAAAAGAAUCGAGUUGAAAUCAAUGAUGUGGAGCCUGAAGUUUUUAAGGAAAUGAUGUGCUUCAUUUACACGGGGAAGGCUCCAAACCUCGACAAAAUGGCUGAUGAUUUGCUGGCAGCUGCUGACAAGUAUGCCCUGGAGCGUUUAAAGGUCAUGUGUGAGGAUGCCCUCUGCAGUAACCUGUCCGUGGAGAAUGCUGCAGAAAUUCUCAUCCUGGCUGACCUCCACAGCGCAGAUCAGUUGAAAACUCAGGCAGUGGAUUUCAUCAACUAUCAUGCUUCGGAUGUCUUGGAGACCUCUGGGUGGAAGUCAAUGGUGGUGUCACAUCCCCACUUGGUGGCUGAGGCAUACCGCUCUCUGGCUUCAGCACAGUGCCCUUUUCUGGGACCCCCACGCAAACGCCUGAAGCAAUCCUAAGAUCCUGCUUGUUGUAAGACUCCGUUUAAUUUCCAGAAGCAGCAGCCACUGUUGCUGCCACUGACCACCAGGUAGACAGCGCAAUCUGUGGAGCUUUUACUCUGUCGUGAGGGGAAGAGACUGCAUUGUGGCCCCAGACUUUUAAAACAGCACUAAAUAACUUGGGGGAAACGGGGGGAGGGAAGGGCCCAGGACUCGGAGCUAUUCAACCUAAUGAAAACCCUGUUGCUGCGUCACUGUGUUCCCUUUGGCCUGGCCGAGUUUGAUACUUUGGGGAUUCAGUUUAGGCGCUGGCCGGAGGACAUCCCAGCGGUGGUACUUUGGAGAAACCUGUCUGCAUCUGACUGAGCAGAACAAAUCGUCAGGUGCCUGGAGCAAAAAGGAAAAAAAAAAAAAAAAAAGGACAUUGAGUUUUAACAGAAGGGAAAAGGAAAGAAGAAAAGAUUUUUGCAGAAUUUCUCAAAAAUCAGUUUGUGGAUUCCAGUAGUAUUUAUAUUGAGAGAAACAAAUUUUAGUCCUUCCAACUGUGCUAAAACUUGGAUAUUUGUGAAAACUCCUUACCACCAUACAAGCAUCAGAAGAGCUCUCUUGUUGUUAGCACUUAUUGUUUGUUUGCAAGAACAGAAUACAUCCUUUUAUCCUUUUAUGAAAAAUGACAAGUGAAGGCAAAAGGGGAAGGUUAUUUGAUCUGGAAGAUGAGUGUUCUGAUAUGGUGGCUUUUGCAAAAAUCUUUAUUAUUGGUGUUGAAAACUGGAAAAAAUAACUCAUCCAGAAUUCGUACUGUCUUGACAAGAACUAUGGUUCUCUGUUUUUAGAUAUUGUGGAAAAUGUUUUUGGGCAUUUUUCUCUGAUUUUAUUUCUUCUCCCCCACCCCAUUUUCUAAAAAACAAAACAAAACAAAAAAACACAAAACAAAAACAGAACAAAAGAAGAGAGAAGGAAAUUUUAUUAAUUAAAAAUGCUGUGUGAUAAAAUCCCAGCCCAGAUUGCUCAGCUGUUUGUACCUGACUUGCUGCCUGCAUAGGAGCCAGUUCUGUUCCUUUUGACUAGCCCCUCUUCCUCCAGGGGAGAACUUCCAAAUGUUAAUUUUUUCUUUUUGAAAAUAUAAAUAAUUACUAUUUUGUA